GCGAGGGUCGAGUUUGGGGUUUUCCCGCCCACGCGAACCGUUGGGAAUUCCCAGGGACCCGCGUCACGAGCCAGCGGGCCAAUGACGCCGCGCCGCGGGCGUCACGUGGGCUCCUCGCGUGACGUUCAAACUGGGGCGAGAGAAGAGCGGCGCUCCUCCAUGGUUGUCGUUAUCGUUCAUUAUCGCCGCUAUCGCCGUCGUUCUCCGUUACCGCGAAGUGGUUUUACGUGGCUCGCGAGCGGAGCCGGCGACCGCGCGCAUUCGAUGUCGAGAAACUGCGUUAAUUCGGGGAGCGAACGGUGGACGCGCCGGCGGCUGUAAGACCGCAUGGCUGCACUGCUGCCAGGAGUCGGGCCUUCAACCCAGGCCUCGUCACUGCACACACUCGUUAAGGACGGCGCCCCGAUCUCCUCCUACCUCCCAGCCAGCGUGGGAGGGGAGGCGCCCACGUGCGGCUACCGGGAACACUUUGUGCACCCGCCCGAGGACAAGUACCGCUGUGAGCUGUGCCGCCUGCCCCUGCGCGACCCCCGGCAGACCGAGUGCGGCCACCGCUUCUGCGAGCCCUGCAUCCGGCCCGUGCUCAGUAAAGCAACACCGGCAUGCCCAGUCGACAAUGAACUCCUUCAGCCGGACAAGGUGUUCCGGGACAACUGCUGUCGCCGAGAAAUCCUCGCCCUCCGCGUUCACUGCCGGAAUGACACCGCCGGCUGCAAGCAGAUCGUUGAGCUCGGCAAGCUACAGGAGCACAUGGCGGUGUGUGUGCACGAGGCCGUGAACUGCCCGCACGCCGGCUGCACGGAGCGGCUGCUGCGGGGCGAGCUGGUGAACCACGUGGCCUUGGGAUGUCACUUCCGUACCGAAUCCUGCCGCUACUGUAAUCAGCAGGUGCCCCUCGCCGAGAAGAGGAAACACUACGAGACGCGCUGCCCCCGGUACCCCAUCCCGUGCCCCAACAAGUGCGAGGAGCAGAGCAUCGCGCGUGAGGAGCUUGUGUCUCACUUGGGCAUCUGUCCGUACAAGCAAGCGGAAUGUUUCUUCAGUCAAUUCGGUUGCAAAUACAAGGGCACACUCCAGGGCCUCAAGGAGCACGAGUCAGGUGCCACCCAGCAGCACCUGUCCCUCGUGACGGCACGCAGCGCCAACCUGGAGCUCAAGGUGUCCAUGUUGCAGUCUCAGCUGGCGGAGAGGGCCAACAGUGCGGAUCUGCUGGGGACUCGCGUGCGGGAGCUGGAGAAGGAGCUCAUCUCCGUGGGGCAGACGGCCAGCAAGAACGAGUCACGCCUCGGGCACACGCAGCGCAUGCUCGCCGUGCAGACAGAGCGGCUGCUGCGCCUGCAGGAGUCGAUGCAGGGCACGACGCGGCGCGCCGACCACGACGCCCUGCGCGGCGACCUCGACGGCACCGCCGCCACGCUGCACGAGCUGGGCACGCGCGUUGCCGCCAUCGAGGAGUCGGGGGGCAGCGUCACGCACUCGUCCACACCCACACGUCUCGCCGCCCUGGACUCGGCGCUGAGCCGUCACGAUACCCAGCUGUUCGCGCACGACACUCGCCUCGCCGAGAUGGACCUGCGCUUCCAGGUGCUCGAGACGGCGAGCUACAACGGCAAGCUGGUGUGGAAGAUCCGCGACUACGCGCGGCGCAAGCAGGACGCGGUGAGCGGCCGCACGCUCUCGCUCUACAGCCAGCCCUUCUACACGUCGCCCUUCGGCUACCGCAUGUGCGCGCGCGCCUACCUCAACGGCGACGGCGUCGGCCGCGGCACGCACCUGUCGCUCUUCUUCGUGGUGAUGCGCGGCGAGUACGACGCGCUGCUGCCGUGGCCGUUCCGCCAGCGCGUCACGCUCACGCUGCUCGACCAGGGCGCGGCCAGGCGCCAGCUGUCCGACACGUUCAAGCCGGACCCGGCGAGCAGCAGCUUCCGACGGCCGACGUCCGACAUGAACAUCGCGUCGGGCUGCCCGCUGUUCGUGUCGCACGUAGCCCUGGAGAGCGCCUCCUACCUGCAGGACGACACCAUCUUCAUCAAGGUGGUGGUGGACACGGGCGAACUCGGGGACCCGUAGGCGGGGUGGUCUGUGGGGGGGCCGGGGGGGAUUUGGAGGCCCCCCCCCCCCCCCCCGCCUUCUCCCCACCACCGAAGAGCUUCACGUGGGAUCGCACGGAGACGUCCGGAGUCUUGAGGCAGACGGCCUGGCCCCCCCUUUUAAGUGACGGGGACGUCCCCCCAGCCUGUGGAGCGUGAACGAUAUUCACGAAGUCGUAGGCUGGUGCUUUAGGCAGUGGGCCUCCUCCAGAGGAGAGAGAUUUGAUUUGUAGUUGAGAGGUUGAUUUUACUACAACUGCUGUGGUGGGGCCUUGAGGAAACUGUCAAAAUUCUGAGAAAGUUGAAUCGACGAUGAGCAGAUUUACGUUCAGGAAAACCAAGGUGUGCUUAAUCCUGAUGAAGAGAAAACAUCGGCCGAUUAUAAAUGUUUUUCCCUGGGGGAGUGUUAACGAUGUGUGUGGUGAUAAAAAAAAAAUGUUGCAUUUGUGACCGUGCACUACGACCCAAAUAGCCUCUUGACAUUGAGUUCAUCUGACAACUCACCCCUAGGAAACAGGCGAAUUCUUAACUUGAUCUGGUGCUUUCGUGACUGCAGGAAUUACUCUUUGUUUUUUUCGGUGUUUUUAUUCGCUCAUGUGAUCAAGGGCGAGUGAGUGACCUUGCGACCCAGGUAGCCCCUGUGAGGGGGUCACAGUGCACGAAUUGCAAUUAAAAGGUUAUUAGUUCAAACACACGGCCAGGGUCCACCCGGUAAUUCUUUCCUGCAAGGUAGAUAAAAAUAGGUACCGCUUUGUAGGAAAGGGGAUGUUUAUUUACCCGAUGCGUUAACUUGCUAACCUCGGCAACAAUAUUGAAGCUACACCACUGGCUGAGGGAUAUAAAAUGAGAUGAGCCAUACCUCGUGCUCGCUUCAACUUGACACAACUUUGACCGUUUCCAAGUCCCCUCAAAGUGCAAUACAUCGAUCUUCCAAGACUUAAAAUUCCCUCCCGGAAGAACCUUUUUUGUCUCACUCCUAAAACCGCUUGCUCACAGCUCAAGUCGCUUCAUCAUCACUCGAAAAAACGCUUUUCCUCCUGGAGUGUUUAUCUCUAUCUGUGGAGGAGACACGUGGAAGACAAUGGAGAGACAGGUCCAGUGAGCGUGUGGGUUUUCUACAGAAUGAUCCAGAUUUCUCCAUAAUUUUUCUCCAGAUUUCUAUGAAAUUUGUCAAAUUAUUUGCUUUAAUUCCAUUAUUAACACUCAAAACGAGAUGAUUUCAACACCUGUAAAACGUGUAUUUUAUUGCUAUGCAAUUUUGUAAACAUUCACCCUUUGUUGCAGCUCCACUCGUUAUAUAUGUAAGUUCGUUCAUCACUUCUUGUCAACAGCCACGUUGGACAUGGCUGUUGAGUGGCUUCGCACUGUAGACAUGGCCCAAUUUGACACGUUGGCUUUCGCGACCAAUACCAUCCAUAAUACAGGUUUUUUUCGGUUAGAUGUGAUCACAUUUACCCCUCUAUUUAAGGAACGAAACAGGAGGACCUCUCCACAAAUCUGGCUGCCGCCUGAUGAAACUAGUUGUAAUUAAUGUGCAAAAUGUCAUAUUGUAAAUGUUGUGGCUUUGCUCAACACACCAGUGUGCUGUACUAGUAACGAAUUGGCAUGACAAACCUUACUAAUUGUCUGUAUUAGGUGGUGGCGGGUUUAACGACACAUUUAUAUAUUUACGCGAUCUAAUCCCAAAAAAAAACCUCUUACGGAUGGUCCAAUUUCACUCUCGUAAACUGACACCUGUGCCCCUCUGGCCAAAUGCAGUUGCACUGCCUCCACGCCCAAUAGCUACGCCACACUCACCCCGCCGUCGCAUCCCCCCCCCCCCCCCCCUCUUCUUGACCAACCUAACCCAGCUGCAAACUCGGCUGCUCUAACCCUGCUCAGCUGGCGCCAGCGAGCGUCGCAAUCAGGUCACAGGUUUAAAUCCCAGCUGGGCGUCAGUGCGUCGUCCGUUCGUGAUAAAAACUGAAACACCACCCACCCACGCCCCCCCCCCCUCCCACAACUUCAUGGGGAAGAGUCAAUAGCAACGUUUGUACGAAAAGACUUUCCCCGUCAUAAGAAUGUUGAAGUUUUACGGAAAACACCGGCUCGCGGCUGCCAAGGGUGAUUCAUGUCGCCAGAGACCCGUUUUGAGCCAACACCUGAACAUUUUAUUCCAUUCAGGGAAUGGACGUUGUGGUGUUAAUAGUUUGUGUUUGGGUGUUUUUAUUCCAGCCUUCAAAUGGCUCGUUUUUUUCCGACAAAAGCUAUGGGUCUUUUGACAUGACAUUUGUUUUGUAAGGUGGUGGUGAUGAUGAUGACGUCUUCACGGCAUGUUGCGGUUAUUCGUACAAUGCUGCGUGACAUUGUGUUUGAACCGGCUACUGCUCGACUAGGAGGUGAACAAUUGUUAUCUCUUGGUGACCCAGCUGCUCUUGAUGUUUUUUUUUUAAACGCAGAUAUAAAUAAAUCUAAGUAAUUUUUAUACUUUGUUCCGUACGUUAUUGCGACCUUUAAUGACCUUGAAAAUAUUUUUUUAAUAAGUUGUAUUUAUUUAAUUGUAACUGUGUACAUUUGUCUACAUUUGUGCUUGUUUCACCGACGAUAUCACGAAUAUCUUACAGACACAGAAAAGCAUUUCCAGAUCUCCCUCCACAGGAGCGAGAAGCUUAUGUCAAUGCAGCGAACGGCCGGAAGCGAAACUGCGGGCGUUCAUCGGGCAUCCAUCGACGGUGUAUCUUACCCCAAACCAUAAGCACUAUGUUGCACUUUGCUUAGCUGCGAGAGUGGGAUGGUUGUUCGCUCGGCACCAUUCUGCCGAAGAAAGUGUCGGUAAAUGGGCUUCGGUGAAUUGACUAUUGUAUCAGGGUCGACUCAGCCCAUCAUUCCCUUCAGGGUUGAUUUAAAAAAAAAACAGUCCCAAUUUAUUGACAGUCUCCAAGAGUAGUUUUCCUGUGGAUGACUUUACUUCUCGCGGGAAUGUUGGAUCGCCACCACCGGCUCAGAAUACACUGUAACCUUCGACUUGACGUUGGUCACUCGAGUGAGACCGAACAAUUGAAACUGGGCGCUCUUUCUGAAACCCUGAUGUCAAGGCUCUUUGUAUUUUCGAACAGUCAACGUUCAGCGUCGGCUUGUCGGCCACAGCAUCACGAAGUCUCUACACGUAACCACCAUUCUCUACCUCUCGUCUCCGGGUCUCAUCUCAUCUCUCUCUCUCUCUCUCGUUUAUCUAAUUUCUCUAUCGCCAAUCUCUUGUCUUACCUACAGCUGUGUCAUCUGUAUCUAUUGUUAAUAUCUCAUCUCACCCAUCUGUAUAUCUGUGUCUCGGCGAACCGUAUAGCACAGCGGGCCACUGCAAGGUCCUGAUUGUGAGCCAGAUUGUGAGCCCGGUGAAAGUACCCUGCCUCAUAUCACUGGCUUUAGCUCCUAGCUAAUCUCAUUGUACAAGAGGCUUACUGGCCAGGCCUUCUGGAUUGGGUGACUGGUGAGUGUGCAGGAGAAUGUGGUAUUUCGCACGGCACGCUCGACAUUGCCAACGUGUCUCUCACUGGUUGUCAGCGAACUCUUGUCCGUCGGCUUCAGUGCGUUUGUGUCAUUUAAGCCCAGAGGAAGCGGAGGAUUGGUCCUGUAAAUGUAUGACUUUAUUUAUCAAUUCGGUUGUAAGGUUUGUUUUUGGUUCAUUAAUUUGUUUUUAAUUGGUCGAUGAAACAAAACCAUCACGGCCGCAACGUGGAGCAGGAGUGUCAAAUAUUGAACACGCGGCAGCUAUUUAUGGGAUGGUGACGUGUGCAGAAUUGUCUCCGAUAUGAAAGUAGGGUAACUUAAAAUACAGCAGCUACAAGUGACUAUUAAAACGAUGUUUUACAUCCGUUUGCAAUGUGUGCAUGUGUUGCAUAACGUUUACAGUUAUACAUUUAACUUGCGACUCGUCGUCGUAAGAAUUUAGAAGAAAUGCAUUAAUCACUGACUGUUGACAAUAAAAUCUACGUGUAGUUUGUUUGUCCGGGAAUGCC
Petromyzon marinus (sea lamprey) is the source of this 6085-nucleotide messenger RNA. RefSeq names its product TNF receptor-associated factor 3-like. Gene Ontology annotation, biological process: signal transduction; regulation of canonical NF-kappaB signal transduction; regulation of apoptotic process. Gene Ontology annotation, molecular function: tumor necrosis factor receptor binding; zinc ion binding. Gene Ontology annotation, cellular component: plasma membrane signaling receptor complex; cytoplasmic side of plasma membrane. Lineage: Eukaryota; Metazoa; Chordata; Hyperoartia; Petromyzontiformes; Petromyzontidae. The record is from RefSeq and is a predicted model, not a curated record.